AUGUCUGCCCCACGCGUCCUCAUCCUCGGCGGCCACGGCAAGGUCUCCCUCUUCCUGCAGCCGCUCCUGCUGGCCAAGAAAUGGCACGUCACCAGCGUUGUGCGCAACCCGGCGUACGAGGCCGAGAUCCUGGCGCUGGGAAAGGACAAGCCGGGAAAGAUCGACGUGUUGGUGGACAGUCUCGACGACGUCAAGGAAGUGAGCGACGCCAAGAGGGUGCUCGAGAAGGUCAAGCCGGAUAUUGUGGUGUGGAGUGCCGGAGCCGGUGGGAAGGGCGGGCCGGCCAGAACAAAGGCCAUUGAUAUGGUUGCCGCGAAAUGCUACAUCUCCGCGUCGCUGGCGAUGCCGAGCGUCAAGAAGUUCCUGAUGGUCUCAUACCACGCGUCUCGAAGGGGCUAUCCCCCGUGGUGGACCGACGAAGACCGCAAAGCCGCUGACAACACCAACCAAAAUAUUCUGCCAGCCUACUACCAAGCCAAAGUGGAGGCGGACGAGCAUCUCGAGGCCCUGGCGAAGAAGAGGUUUGACAGCGGAGAUCAAGAGUUCCAAGCCAUCAAUUUGAGGCCCGGCACUCUGACGGAUAAGCCGGGGACGGGAAAGGUGACGCUGGGCAAGACGCACGUAGGCGGCGGUGUGCCGCGCGAGGAUGUCGCACGGGUCGCCGCGGCGCUGUUGGACCGCAACGACACAAGAGGGUGGUUUGAUUUGUUGGAGGGCGACGUCCCCAUAGAAGAAGCGAUUGACAGCCUCGUCAAGAGCGGGCACAACGGUCUUGAGGGAGAGGAUAUGCAAAGGAUCUGGGCGAGAGAGACGUGA
This is a messenger RNA of Fonsecaea multimorphosa CBS 102226, 816 nucleotides long. RefSeq lists its product as uncharacterized. Lineage: Eukaryota; Fungi; Ascomycota; Eurotiomycetes; Chaetothyriales; Herpotrichiellaceae. The transcript has 4 exons. Bases 1 to 816 code for a protein of 271 amino acids. The record is from RefSeq and is a predicted model, not a curated record.